Micropterus salmoides (largemouth bass) is the source of this 2874-nucleotide messenger RNA. RefSeq names its product solute carrier family 35 member B1 (gene slc35b1). Gene Ontology annotation, cellular component: Golgi membrane; endoplasmic reticulum membrane. Gene Ontology annotation, molecular function: UDP-glucose transmembrane transporter activity; UDP-galactose transmembrane transporter activity. The transcript is spliced from 9 exons. NCBI's taxonomy places the organism in Eukaryota, Metazoa, Chordata, Actinopteri, Centrarchiformes, Centrarchidae. The coding region runs from base 417 to 1409 and encodes 330 amino acids. Gene Ontology annotation, biological process: UDP-galactose transmembrane transport. The record is from RefSeq and is a predicted model, not a curated record.
CUAGGAAACCCGUUUACGCGACCGCUUUUUUGCCCCAAUAAAUAGCGACUUUUCUGUAAGAAAGCACGAACUGUGCUCGCCUGACGGUUUACUUACUUAUUUUCCCUUACCCAAGUGGGAAUGGGAUGUUUUUGAUUUUACAUUUGUCCUGGUAGAAGAAAUUUAGUCCUCAGAAUGAUACAAAAUACACAAAUGACAUGAUAUCUGACUGUCUGUGCAGCCACAGAGAAGGUACCGUUAGCAAGAGUUGGAAGAUUAGUGCACAGGACGGUUUGACGGUAUUUAUCAUCAGGACCUUUAACUACCACAGCUGAGGUCAAAACGCUAUAGUGGAGCGGGACGUCGGUGGUGUGCGGGGCUCGGGGAGCGGAGCGGUGUCGGUUAACGUUACCAUACCCUGUCUCGGGGACGAUAGCAUGGCUGCGGGAAAGGGAGCGGGGAAGCCCACCUCGCCAUGGGACAAUAUGAAGAUACGGUUCAUCGUUUGCUUCCUCGGAGUUUUCGUGUGCUACUUUUAUUAUGGAAUAUUACAAGAGACGAUCACUCGAGGUGAUUAUGGUCAUGGAGACAAAAAGGAGAAGUUCAGAUUUGCCCGGACAUUGGUCUUGAUCCAGUGCAUUAUCAGCGCUCUGUUUGCUAAGAUCUUGAUUCAGUUUUUUGAGGGCUCCAAGCCGGAUCACACCAAAAGCUGGCUCUACGGGCUGUGUUCCCUCUCUUAUCUCGGAGCCAUGGUGUCUAGUAACUCUGCCCUUCAGUAUGUCAACUACCCAACACAGGUGUUGGGGAAAUCCUGCAAGCCCAUACCAGUGAUGAUCCUCGGUGUGACAAUACUGAGGAAGAAUUACCCACUCGCUAAGUACCUGUGUGUGCUGCUUAUUGUGAGUGGUGUAGCUCUUUUUCUCUACAAACCCAACAAGAGCUCAGCUGUUGCAGAUGACCAUGUUUUUGGGUUUGGAGAGAUUCUGUUGCUGGUCUCUCUGACAUUGGACGGUUUGACUGGUGUGGCCCAGGACCACAUGAGGGCUCGCUUCCAGACGAGUGCCAACCACAUGAUGCUGAAUAUCAACAUGUGGUCCACUCUGGUGCUGGGACUAGCGGUUUUGUGGACAGGGGAGGUUUGGGAGUUCCUAAGUUUUACUGAACGCCACCCGAGCAUCAUCUACAACAUUCUUCUGUUUGGACUGACUAGUGCUUUAGGCCAGACCUUCAUCUUUAUGACUGUGGUGUACUUUGGGCCGCUGACCUGCUCCAUCGUCACCACCACGAGGAAGUUCUUCACCAUCCUCGGCUCCGUUAUUCUGUUUGGCAAUGUCAUGAGUACGAUGCAGUGGAUUGGCACCAUCCUGGUAUUCCUCGGUCUCGGACUUGAUGCUAAAUUUGGCAAAACCCCAAAGAAGACGACACACUGAGAGAAAGACGGAAACAUUGCACAUCAAAUGAACACACUAUAUAGCCAGUAUCUUAUUUUCAUAAGACAUCCUGUUCAGGCAUACUGUAUGUGCCUAUGAUUUAAGCACGGUCAGAUUUUGAACUUAACUGUAUUUAAAAGAGAGUUCUUUUAGUUUUCAACUCCAGCUUCUGUUUACUGUUGAUGUACUGAAAGAUUUACUUGGGAGCAAGUCCUGAAUGACCACAAGAUGCAAAACCUUUGUAGAGGAAUUUGAACUGGUUCAGAGACACAGGUGGAAAAUACUGUAUUUAGACAAAUUCUUAUGUUUCUGAAACCAGCUCACCUCUCUUGGAUGGAUAUUGAACCAAACAAGACCUAAGACAUAUUUUUCCAGCGUUAAACUCAUGAACUUGCCACCAAAUAAGGCUUGGUUUAAAAAUAGUUUCUUAAAUAUGUGUAAUUUCUUGGCAAACAAUUAGCCAACUAUCAUGUCAUGUAUAAGAUAUAAACGGUUGUAUGUAGCCUGUUCUGUUAUGUCCAGUCUUACCAUUGAAUUGUUUUUAAUUUUAUUUUCUACAAGUUGAAAAUAACGUACCAUAAAAGGGAAAUUGUGAUAUUUAAUGGGGAUUUUCUUUUUAUUACACAGACUUCAGUGGAGUGGUUCACAUCAGUUAGUUGAGAUACUCAUCUCUGAUUGGGUGCUGCUUAUUGGAAAAGGAUAUAAAAUAGCCAACAAACAGAUAAUCAUAAAAAUCACUACCACCAGCAACUUAUGUAUCUGUUAGCCAACCUGUUUUUUUUUUUAUUUUAUUAAAAGGCAUAUUACUAACUUUGUGUUUUACCACUAAUCACUUAAUCUAUUAACACAUUCUGACUAUGUUUGUUUAAUUAAGUAGAAAAUCAGAAUCGUUGCUUUCAUGGCCAAAUAUGUCCACACAUACAAGGAUUUUGAUUCAGGUUUGUUUGUUUUGUAAUCAAUGUUACACAGUUAAAAGAAAGAUUUUCAGGAAGAUCGAAAUAGACAAACAGCCACUAACGUGAAGCUUAUACAAUAUUUUGAUCUUUUAAUAAUGUCUUUUUCGGAUGCUUCAAAUAAUAGUAUGUAAACACAUUUUGAGUGUGAAUGCGCCUAAGCACAUUGGAUUUAUAAAGGUAAUAUAUGUUCAUAUAGCGUAAUUACAGGGAAUUUGCCUCUCUGUCAUCAACAGAAUUAAAGAAAAUCAAACUCCUAAAUAUGAGGUACAUCAAAAACCAUCUUUUAAGAGAGAAGAAGAGAAAAUAGUUCUAAGAAAGGCAGAAUAAUGAUUAUAAUUCCCCCUACAUUUAAGGAUUAAAAUGUAUUUCUUGAGUGCAGUUUAAGCGCCCCCUGCAGUCACAUUGUGAUGCAGACAUUUCACAUCCUCACACUGAUGCUAGAGACAAGGGCAGUGAACUGUUAUUUAUCUCCAUCAUGUCACUUGCAUUAAUAAAUUAAAUCGACCUGU